This is a messenger RNA of Sycon ciliatum, 3104 nucleotides long. Its product is annotated as mitoferrin-like. Gene Ontology annotation, molecular function: ferrous iron transmembrane transporter activity. The coding region runs from base 1090 to 2133 and encodes 347 amino acids. Gene Ontology annotation, cellular component: mitochondrial membrane. Gene Ontology annotation, biological process: iron import into the mitochondrion. Lineage: Eukaryota; Metazoa; Porifera; Calcarea; Leucosolenida; Sycettidae. The record is from RefSeq and is a predicted model, not a curated record. The transcript has 6 exons.
UCCCCCGCUGGCUGGCAAAGGCUUAGAAAUCAGCGUGUGAAGAAGAACUUACUUAUCUUUCCUUUGUUGAAAUCCCCGGACAUGACAGUUUGCACUGGACACUGCACAACUCACGGAUUACAGACGAAGUGACGGUAGACCUGGUACUGCACUGCAUGCAUGAUAAUGAUGCACUGGGCCAUUGCAUGAUUGAUGGGCCCAGAUGUAGCAACUACUUGAAGCACCCACGUGUCGUGAGUCAGCACACAUUUUGGCCUUGGCAGUUGCACCGAGCGACAUGACGCGACGGUCAGUUCGACCUCCAUCUGAUUUUCCUGACUUGCUUCACGUCAGAUUGAGCAACGACGCUCUGCGCGAGGGAAUGAAUCUUGGUUACAUGACUAGUCUAUUUUAUUGUACUACUCGCUGAAGCUCCCUGGUCCGCCUAGCGCCUGCUCUUUUACUUGAUCAACUGGACGUCGACGGGAUUCUGAAUCAGUGGAUUAUCGUAGAGUCCGUCACUGCACCGGUGUCACUCCAGAGUCCAGGCACGUGCAUGACUGACCUUGUCUUCCUCGUGUAGGGGAUCAGAGUCGAGCCAAGAAGGGUUUCCCAUUCCUUUGUUUGAAUAAAAUUCGGUGGCCGUGUAGUGCAGUGGCCUUGCAUUGUUCUCCGUCGUCGAGUUGUGAGUUCUUGAUCAUAUGCACCCGACGUUCCACCUAUCGUAAAACUAUUUCCGAAGGCUUUCCGAAGAAGACACUGGCGAGAAGCGCACACAGCAGCAUUUUGAACACCACCUGCCAGUACCACGACUCAACACGAGCCCAUCAUCAGCUGACUUCAAGUUCAAACACUGCAAGGAUCUAGGAAGCGGACGGACGUAACGUCGUUACGUGACGCUACGUGGGCUGAUCAAGAUCGAUCGGGAUCUUUGAGUUUGAUUUUGCAGUUUGUGUGAGUAUCGUACAAACUACAACACUGUACAUCAUUCAAAGCUACAACUGGCCGGCCAUCAAACUGCUGAAGCUUCAAUAUCCAGUGUGGCAUUAAUUUUCAAUUUUCAGUCAAAAACAGAGACGUCCCUUGGCCUUGCUGCCACACUUUGUCACAAUGUCGAGCGAUCUUCGGGGUGCUGCUGUGUCCGAGGCAGCCAACUGGGGCCCAAUGGUUGGAUCAGCCGGCACCGCACCCCGGCUUACUCAAGCGCAAACCCAACCGGUGAUAUGUGAUGACUACGAGUCACUACCGACUAACAGUGUUGUCAUACACAUGACUGCCGGUGCGUUUGCAGGUGUUGCCGAGCACACUGUCAUGUAUCCAUUGGACUGCAUAAAGACUCGCAUGCAGAGUAUGGUCGUCACACCGCAGCACCAUGGCAUCAUACGUAUGUUCCAGCACAUGGUAGCCAAGGAAGGUAUCCGUGCGCCAUUCCGCGGCAUCGGUGUAGUAAUGUGCGGCGCAGGGCCGGCGCAUGCACUCUAUUUCGCUUCCUACGAGAAGUUAAAAGGAAUGUUUGAGGACCAGACUGCAUACAAGUCGCUAGUACAUGGAGCGUCGGGCGCGGUUGCUACGUUGCUUCACGAUGCGUUCAUGAACCCUGUGGACGUCGUCAAGCAACGUCUGCAGAUGCACAGCAGUCCAUACAGCAAUGCGGGAGACUGCGCCAGGCGCAUUCUCCAGAAAGAAGGCUUCCGCGCGUUCUACCGCAGCUACUCCACGCAGCUGACGAUGAACAUCCCGUUCCAGAGUACUAACUUCAUGGUGUAUGAGGCCGUGCGUAGUCGCAUGAACCCAGAAGGCUACUACAACCCACAGGUACACAUGUUGGCUGGCGGUUUAGCAGGUGGUAUAGCUGCCAUUGUUACUAACCCACUGGACGUGGCGAAGACUGUACUCAACACGCAAGAGGAAGCACACAUAUGCCAUCGCCGUGCACAUCUGCGGGGUAUGAGCACAGCACUGAAACGAAUAUACGACGCUCACGGAAUGGCUGGCUAUAUGCGAGGUGUUCGGCCACGCUUUCUUCAUCAGGCUCCAGCGGCUGCAAUCUGCUGGUCCGUCUACGAGUUGUUCAAGAGCUUGCUUGGACUUCACCCGGAGAAUGCCGUCGACCUUGCUGCAACGCCGGCGAAUCCCAUCAAGCAGAACGUAUGAGAUGCGAUGUGUGUGUGUGUGUGUGUGUGUGUGUGUGUGUGUGUGUGCGUGCGUGUGUGUGUGCGUUCGUGUGUGUGUGCAUGUGUGUGUGUGUGUGUGUGUGUGUGUGUGUGUGUGCGCGUGUGUGUGCAUACCUUCAUGCGUGUUUGCGUAUGACCGUAUGCUUGUACGCGUUUACUUAACCAGUCUUAGUAAUUGUCAAACUGUUUCUUAUAGGCAUUCUUGUUAUCUUUCCUAACAGGCACUGUAGAUCGUAUAAUUAUGUUGUCGUUGUCCUUUGGCAUCACACAUCCCCUAGGGCACACUGGCGGUGAUAAUGUGUGUGUUAGUCUUAAAAUUAUUGAGAGUAGCACUCGCCUGCUAGUCUGCCUGUUAUGACCAGCAGGCGAGCUUACUGCUUAUAAUCUCACACCUGUAGUAGUAGUAGUAGUAGUAGUAGUAGUAGUAGCUGACUCUGCUCCCAGCUGGGCCACGCCGUUGUACUUGCGAAUACCAUACAUGACUGCACCUUCUCCAUGAAAUAACCUAGCUAUGCUGACGACACGCACGAUUGAAACGUGUCCAUACCUUCUGCUGCAUCGUAACGCAGGCCCAUGAAACGCGCCUAAUUAACCUGAGAGAUAUGACCAGAGAUCAGUGUGCCUCUGCUAUUUCCAGAUUUAUAUCCCUACUCCCAUACUGAUGGUAACUAUUAUUAUUGAAACCAUUGAAUCCUCAGUUUAGUCAGGGCCCUCGCCUGCUUUCAAGGGUACCUCAUUUUCUCUGUAUUUUCUGAACUAUUUUGAGAUGCCAUUCCUUUCUCCCGGCCUCUUCCCCCUUUUCUCUUUCCUGAUUGUUUUUGAGAUCUGCCUCUAGGUGUCCUGGAGCGUAUGAGCGCCUGCAUCUUCUUGUUGCAAGUGUGAAAUGUAACGAUUAUGUACCAGAUGCCAGUCUUUGGUUCGAUGUGAAGUAUGAUAAUCUUGUGUAAUGGA